GAACUCGCUCUGCAACCUCUUCGUCGGACCUCUUUUCAUUCCAUAACCUUCAGAUUUGAGGGCUGCACGGUUUUGUCUCAGUCAAUUUUCACGCCAUGAGCUUUGGUUUCUCCAUUGGUGAUUUCCUAGCAGUGGCGAAGUUGGUGGAGAGUACUAGGAAGCGUUUCAAGGGAGCCCCAGCGGAAUACAAUGCACUAGCUGAUGAGACACGCACACUCCAAAUAGUCCUCACCGACCUCAGGAUUCAGGUCGAAGAUGAUGAGCUCACGGACUCCAUCAAAAACGAUUUGCAAAGCGCUAAGAAGAACUGUGAGGCCGUCUUGAGGGACCUGAAUGCGGUCAUCGACGCUCACACUGAACUUGAUUCGGCAACUGCCGUACCUCGAAAAGUGCCACAGCGGAUAUGGAAACGUCUCCGAUGGGAUCCCAAGGAGGCAAACCAGCUGCGCUCUCGGCUCACUUCAUCCAUCCAACUGCUGGCCGCUGUGCGCCAAAGUUUGGACAGUACUCUACAACAUGACGUAGCUCAAAAUUUGGCGAGACUAACUGCCACCCACGAUAACAAGGAAGUUCGACAAAUUGCGGACUGGCUUGCACCUGGCACCUAUUCUGAACAUCAACAUGACUAUUUCACAAGAGUCCAAGCGGGAACAGGACAGUGGGUAUUCACCGAUCCAUUAUAUUGCAGUUGGCUCCGCGGCGGAGGCCCUUCCACGCUGCUGCUUCCCGGCAUCCCUGGAGCUGGCAAGACUUUCGUUGCAUCAAUCAUCAUCAAUUGGUUGCAAGCACGCGUAUCCCACGAUGACACUUCAGGGCUUGUGUUCUUCUAUAACAGCUUCCAAAGGACUGCUACUCAGUCCUGUCGCCACAUUGUCGCCAGCAUGGUGCGGCAACUGUAUUUGCAGAAACCGCACAAAAACGAUGUAGUCAGGGGUGUCUAUGAGGAACACAUCAAGCGCGAGCCGGCUACGCUUCCCAGCCUGGAAGAAUUGUGUACGACGCUCGAAAAGCUUUUGGCGGGCUUCUCUGUGGUUUUCUUUGUCAUUGAUGCCUUGGACGAGUGCCAGGGACCGGAGGCAUCUGAUGCCAGGCCGUGGAAAUAUAUUCUCACUUUCCUAUUUCGAUUGCAGGAACAACUGAAAUCCCAGGUGGCCAUCAAGGUGCUCGCAACUUCACGACCCGAUCUGGAAAUUGAUGGUCUUUUCCCAAACGACGGACGGCUGACAAUCCAUGCCAGAAAUGACGACCUUGGUAAGUUUUGUGAUUCGCUGAUACCCAAUAUCGGGUGCAUUGCCCGGAAGACGGAGCUGCACCCCAAAAUCAAAGAUGCCAUCUGUGAUAGCGCCAGGGGCAUGUUUUUGUUGGCAAAACUGCACUGCGACACCCUUGCGGCCAAAACAAAACCUAAGGAUGUAUUGAAAUCCCUCAAUACUUUUGCGCAGGGGGGCGAUGCUCUCAAUCGAGCCUACCAGGACACCAUCCAAAGGAUACAGUGCCAACCCGAGGAGCAUAAAGCACUAGCAAAGAAGGUCUUGGUUUGCGUGACACACAGCGCUCGACCACUUACUCUAGACGAAAUAAGACAUGCGCUUGCCGUCGACCAAGAAACCACUGAGCUGGACCCGGAGUACGACCUCGACAAUCCUGACGAUGUGAUCUCAAGCUGUGCCGGUCUAGUGACCAUCGACUCUGAGAGCAGAAUUAUUCGUUUGGUUCACUAUACCACACAAAGCUUUUUGGAAUCGCUCGGGGACGAACUCAUGCCGGAUCCACAUGACUUCCUUGCCACCUGCUGUUUGGAUUAUCUGCACCUGGAUGUGUUUGCGGAAGGCCACCUUGUCGACAAUAGCUACUUUCGACACAGGCAAGAAUUUCCGUUCUUUCAAUAUAGCGCAAAAUACUGGCACUGGCACAUUUUGUCUGGAAGUGGCAACAUAUUUUUGAAGCAGCGGGCGUUCUCCUUCCUCGACAAUAAUGGACGUGUCGCGACUGCAACUCGAUGUCUAUCUAAUGAUGCAUGGGACAUACACGGCGAAUGUGCCCUCCACUUCCUCGCAUUCCAGGGUUUGAAUGACUGGAUCACCGACUACAUUGGUCGUGGACCUGUAACAGAGGGAAACUGGGAUGGCAAAGGGUCAUGUCCAGAUUGUAGGACAUCAUCAACAGAAAUCAGACGUCGUCUUUCAAACAAUACAACAUCUUGGAUAACGCUACUGACAAGCUGGUGCGAUUCCAGAGGACGCACGCCGUUGUGGUACGCGAUUCGGAAACGGCAUGCAUCCACUGCGAGGCUUUUGAUCGAUCUGAAUAAUGAGAUAAUUGAUAAGGUGGAUGACGAAGGGCAGACCCCAUUGAACCUUGCGCUGGUUUACAAGGUUGAGGCAGUCGCCCUCAGGAUCCUUGAAGAGCCCAAGAGGGUUUCAUGGUAUCAGUAUCGAGACCGGGAUGACAGCAGCUAUCUUCACAAUGCAGUCUCCUACGGGCAUGAAGCUGUAGUCGAUCGGCUAUUGGAAUUGGUGUCCGCUUUCGACACGAGCGGGACCCGCAGCAUUGCGAUCUCUUAUACUACUUCUCAAGAGAAGUUCAGAGACACACCAGUUCAUGACGCGGCUGGGGCAGGGCACCUCGGGAUUGUCGAGAAGUUGUUGGCUUGUAGCGGCGGACGUGGGCUGAAUUUGCGAACUCGCAUUGGACACACGCCACUCAUAUCAGCAGCCAAAGGCGGCCACCUGGAGGUGGUUCAGUAUCUAAUGAGCCAAGAUGGCAUUCAGGCAGACUUUCGUGAUCGCCAUGGAAUGUCCGCCCUGCAUUGGGCCGCAGCAUGUGGCACAGUGCCUGUUCUCGAAUAUCUGCUCAGUACUGGUCUCUUCCCGGCAAAUUCGACAUCCACCAGCGGCAGAACUGCUCUGCAUUAUGCGUCCGUACACCACAAACGAGCCGUGGUGUCUUUGACUUCGCGAGAGGACGUUGGCGUGAAUUGUACAGACAAAGACGGGAGGAAUGCUCUGAUGGUGGCUGCUCAAUAUGCAAGCGCGGAUGUCAUAGCUCACCUUGCCCCUUUGAUGCGUGAUGUCAACUCGACUGAUGCAGACGGCGAUAUAGCUUUGCACCAUUUAUGUAAAAGUCGCUACUGGGCAUAUAGGCCAGAAGGUGGCAGUAAAGCCCAAGCAAGCUUUGACUCUCUGGUCAAAAAUGGUGCCUCGUUGGAUAUCACGAAUAAGCAGGGCCAGACUCCAUACGAAGCAUUGUGUCUUCGAAUGGAGGGUCUCGAUGCCACCAACGACAGGAAAGAGCUUGAAAGCUUGGAAACAUUAAAGCGAAUGACGGAGUCAUACAUGUCAGUCAGCACUGAAGCCUGAUAGCAGUCGAACGAAUCUGUGGAGGAUAUCAGCGCUUGCAAGACCACAACGCAGAACCACCUCGCUUGCAUUCACGAUCAGUUCACUCACAUCUCACUUCCAAAGGUGUCCCACCGAGGACACAUGCAAGAUUUCCGACUCCAUUACCUUGUCGUCUACUUCCUCCACGAUAACUCGGACACUCCAGGUCGUUCUAGGUCGACCAAGUCUAGCGAACACUUCUCGACUUCGAUGUUGGCUCGAAGAAAAUCGCUCGAGAAAACGACAAUACCGAAUUUCUUUGGCGCCACCUCACGAACAUGCGACUUCUCGAUCCUGAAAUCGACUCAGAAAUACCCAUUGAGGUUUAUGGAUCCAACGAGAAGGAGAGUAUGGACGAAUAAUGGG
Messenger RNA from Cladophialophora immunda, 3746 nucleotides. RefSeq lists its product as uncharacterized. Gene Ontology annotation, molecular function: protein binding. The transcript is spliced from 4 exons. The record is from RefSeq and is a predicted model, not a curated record. The coding region runs from base 96 to 3359 and encodes 1087 amino acids. NCBI's taxonomy places the organism in Eukaryota, Fungi, Ascomycota, Eurotiomycetes, Chaetothyriales, Herpotrichiellaceae.